CCCGCGUUCGGUGAUUCGCGAUGAAGAAGUUCACGUUCAAGGGGGUGCUGGACGGGUUCCGCAGCUCGGUGCAGGCGGCGCCGCGCGGAAUCGACCAGGAGAUCCAGGAAACGCUGCGUCCAGACCACUUCCAGGUUAAAAAGACCUUCCGGCAUGGGUUCCCGUUCUCGCCCACGGCGCUCGCGUGGGACCCCAUACAGAAGCUGCUUGCCAUCGGGGACAAGGGUGGAAACCUUAGAAUCCUUGGCGGGCCCGGCGUCGACGCGCACUCGCGCCACGAGGCGGGCGAGGCUGUGCUGCACGCCAAGUUCGUCAUCAACGAGGGCGCGCUCGUCACGGCCACGGCCGAUGAUCAGCUACACCUGUGGACCUUCAGGCAGAAAUCGCCGCAGCGGGUGCAGUCGCUCAAGUUCCAGAGGGAGAGGAUCACCUGCUUGCACCUGCCGCUGCAGUCCAAGUGGGUGCACGUGGGCACGGAGCGCGGCAAUGUUCACGUGGUUAACAUCGAGACCUUCGCGCUCAGCGGAUACGUCAUCAACUGGAACAAGGCCAUCGAAGUCACGAGACAGAAUCAUCCCGGAGCGGUGGUGGAGAUCAGCGACAACCCCCUGGACGCCAGCAAGUUGCUGAUAGCCUUCGAAACCGGCUUAGUAGUGGUAUGGGACCUGCGCGCGCGCGCGGCGGAGUGGCGAGGCGCGCUGGGCAGCGGCGGGCCGGGGGACGGCGUCCGCGCGGCCGCGUGGCAGCACGACGGGAAGUUCAUGACGGCGCAUGUGGACGGGGCGUUAGCCACUUGGACUACGAGAGCGCCGAGACCCCAAUCACUGUCGUAUCCUCAUGCAAAAGCGAACAAAGACGGGAAACUGGAGCCUUGCAAACCGAUACUCAGGCUCGAGUGGAAAACUUCGCGGACGGGCGAGAGCCUGGUGAUAUUCUCCGGCGGGCUGCCGUCGGAGAAGGCGGGGCGCUCGCACAGCGUCACGGUGCUCAGCGGCAAGACCACCACCGUGCUCGAGAUGGAGCACAGCGUCGUCGACUUCGUCACGCUCUGUGAGACGCCGCACGCUGCGGACUACCAAGAGCCGUACGCGAUAGUAGUCCUCUUGCAGAACGACCUGGUGGUUAUAGACCUGCUGUCCCCCGGAUAUCCGGUGUUCGAGAACCCCUACCCCAUGGACCUGCACGAGUCACCCGUCAGCUGCUGCUCAUACUUCGCUGACUGCCCCUCGGACCUGAUCCCGGCGUUCUACUCCGUGGGUCGUGCGGCCAACAAGAAGAGUGCGGGCUUCAGCGAGAGGCUGUGGCCCGUGGCGGGGGGCGAGUGGGCGCCCGCCUCCUGCUCCUACAGCGAGAUCAUACUGACCGGACACGCGGACGGCAGUGUAAAGUUUUGGGACGCGAGCGCGGGCACCCUACAAAUAUUGUACAAAUUAAAAUGUUCUAAAGUGUUCGAGCGCAGCGCAGCGUGCCCGGCGUACGCGGACAGCGCGCCGCUGGCGGUGCAGCAGCUGGCGCUGUGCGCGGAGUCGCGGCGGCUGGCGGUGGCGCUGCCGCACGGACACGUGCUGCUCUUCAAGUUCCGCAAGGCUGAGGCACACUCCGAAACACACGUGCUGGAGGUGCCGGUGAUCUCGGAGUCGCUGGAGGAGGAGCCCUCGCCCGACGCGGAGCUCGGCGACAGCCGCCGCGUCAGUGAGUCAGGCGUGUGGUCGGGGUCGACAAAUACUCCAUGCAAUUGGCGAGUGCGGGGGGCGGCGGGCACGGGUGGGGUGAAGCGGCCGCCGGGCUUCCAGCCCACGCUGGUGGCGCUGCAACAGGGCAUGCCGCACCCGAUCACCACACUUACUAUCAAUUCUUCGUAUCAGUUGAUGGCGUGGGGCGGCGAGCGCGGCGUGGUGGUGGUGGAUGUGUCGCGGCGCUGGCUGCUGUGCGCGCUGCCGCCCGCCGCGCUGCAGCUGCCGCCCGACCGCACGCUGCGUCCGCGCUCGCCCGCGUCUGACCAGCCGGAGGAGCCCUCCCCCGCGAGCCCCGAGCCCCAGGACUCCGACAAGCCGGACGCCCGUCGAAAGUCCACCACGUGGAAGACUUUCAAUCUGAAACGACAGAUAUCCAAAGUGGAUCUGAAACUCAAAGCGGCGUUCGCUCCGAACGACGCCGAACCGGAGAGCGACAAAGGGAAUUCGCAAGUCGAUUGCGAGCCCGUGGAGAAGGCGGUCGAAGCUUCGGAAGCGACGGUUUCGGCAGAAGCAGCGGACGCGGCGGAUUCGGAGGCGUCGUCGCCGGACAGCGCGGGCGCGGGCGGGGGUGCGGGCGCGGACGCGGACGUGUUCGAGCGCAUGCACCGCGAGCUGCGUGAGCGGCGCGCGGACGACCCGUACGAGCGCAUGCACCGCGAGCUGCUGGAGCGCUGGGCCGAGCGGCCGCCGCCCGCGCCCGUGCCGCCGCCGCCCGCGCCCGCGCCGCCGCCGCGCCGCGCCCGUGAGCCGCGGCUGUCGCUGCCGGGCACAGCCAAGCCCCGCGCGCCGCGCCGUCCGCAGCCCGCCAACUCCUUCGCGGGCUCCCUCAUGCGUCGCUUCAGGGAGUUAGUAGCGCGCAUGUGUCCUACGCGUGACCCCCGCGAGGAGCCCCCGGUCGCAGAGGAGCCCCGACGCAUAGACAAGCUGGACAGCUCGUUCUCGCGCUCGCGCAGCAGCAGCAUGUCCAGCUUGGAGAACAUCGCGCAGGAGGGCAUCCAGUGUAUCGCCUUCGCCGACAGCUAUACCAAGAAGUCUGAUCCGACGGCGUUGCUGCCGACGCUAUGGAUCGGCACGACGCAGGGCUCCGUCAUGACGAUGAUGAUCAACCUCCCCGAAGCUGAUCUGAGGCAUACGCAACCUGUCGUCGUCACUCCUACUGGAGGCCCCCUAUUUAGAUUAAAAGGGUCAAUCUUAACGAUGUCCUUUCUCGACUGCAACGGUGCUUUAAUUCCCUAUUCUUACGAAAGUUGGAAGGACGAUAGUAAAGAUCCGCGGGAGCGACGGGAGCGGACCCCGACGAAGCAGUCGUCGUCAGGCAGCCGCAUGUCGCCCACGCCGGGCGCGGAGGCGCCGCCGGCCGGCGACCGCCAGUUCGUGGUGCUGGCGUCCGAGAAGCAGGCGCGCGUCGUGGCGUUGCCCAGCCAGAACUGCGUCUACCGCCAGCAGAUCGUCGAUACCGACUUUGUUGUCAAAGCUGAGAUUGUCAGUCUUAAAGACAGCGUGUGCCUGGUGAGCUACCUGUCGUCGGGGCAGCUGGCGGCGCACAGCUUGCCGUCGCUGCGGCCGCUCGUGCUCGUGGACUUCCUGCCGCUCGCGGAGCUCAGCUUCCAGACACAGUCCAAACAGAGGGGUAUCGUAGACCCAAUGCUGUCCAUUUGGGGCCAGCAACUGAUUGUUAACGAGGACACGGACCAGAUAGCCAAGACGUUCUGCUUCAGCAACCGCGGACACGGCCUGUACCUGGCCUCGCCCACUGAGGUGCAGAAGUUCACCAUCGACGCUGAGUUCUGUCAGCAGCUGAACGAGAUGAUCGGCGAGCUGUUCUUGCCGCGGGACAUGCCGGAGCCGCCCAAGGAGUCCUUCUUCAAGGGGUUAUUCGGGGGCGGAGCCCGACCACUCGAUCGAGAAGAACUAUUCGGCGAGGGCAGCGGCAAGCCGAACCGCGCGGUGGCGAAGCACAUACCGGGCGCCGGCACCGACCAGCUGGGCGCCCGCGCCGCCAGCGCCGCCAGCGAGGUCUCGCGCGCGCACCAGCUGGUGCUGGAGCGCGGGGACAAGCUCAGCCAGCUCGAGGACCGCGCGGAGAGGAUGUGUUCACAGGCCGGAGAAUUUUCGUCGUCGGCGCACCAGUUGAUGCUCAAAUACAAGGACAAGAAGUGGUACCAGCUGUGAGCGACGCCGGCUCCUUUUUGAUACAGAACCAUUUAAAAUAAGAGUAGUGCAGUCUUGGGGAUCCUAAAACUGUUUCCAGUCGUAUCGACAUAUACCUAGUCUGUCAAGAAAAUGAAAACGAGUGCGCUGUCUCCUGUGGCUGAGAACACUGGCUGUUUAUCAACCAAUCUUGACCAUUCUAUUUAGAAAAAAAAUAGUUCUUCAAAAAUCGGUUUUCUUCAACUUUCUUGACAGAUAGGAGAUGAAGAUCAUGUAGCAAUAGCAACUCGAACAUAUCGUAAAGCUCAUUAGUUCGACGUCGAAAAUUGCCAGUAAGAAAAAGGAUUCCAUUAUCAAGACUAAAUAAACUAUUGCGUUGCUAUUUGAAAAUAGAUUGUAUACUUCAGCCCCUGGUGUGGAUCCCCGGAGACGAGUGCGAGAGCAGACAGCCCGAGCGCUAGAGCUUAGCUACCACGUAGAGAUCUUAUGAAUAUAACUUUAGACUUAUUGGGCGUCACUUAAACGAAUGAACGCACAAUUUCUACUUUCUUCGGGUUUAGAAGCAGACUACAGUGUCCCGCUCACACUCGCCGUUCAAUUAUUUGUGGCCUCUCGUUCGUUUUCGCGGAUUCGUUGGUUUUAGGCCUAUUCGUAGACCGAGUGUAAUAACGAAAUUACUUUUUAUUGUAUAUUUAAUUAUAUUUUAAUAAAUUAAGCCAGUUUUUUCACCCUGACAUUCUAAAAUAACUACAUACUUUAAAUGUUUAUAUUUUUUUAUUUAUUUAUCUGUGUUGUUCGUGUGACGUUUAAUAUAACGUUUUGGAGAUAACAGUUGUGCGAAUAGGCCAAAUGUCAACUAACCCAUUUUCGCGAUGUGAUAUUGUAAAUACCGGAAGCGGUUUUCUGACUAGCGAUUACUUCUCUUUUGUACCGACCGGCGAAUGGUCCGUCUUCGAACAUAGACUAGACUUCACUAUUGUCUAUGGUCUUCGCUCUAUCUGUCCCUUUCUUUUCAACCUCUCACGGGCUCUUUCCAUAGCGUUAACGUGUUGUGUUAGUAACCUCUCGCAUGAACUUGAGAUUAUAAUUAUUUAACGUUGCUAAAUAAUAAAUGGAAAUAAUAUGUAGUUGUAAUUUUUUAUAGAUACGAUGAAGACAAAAAUUAAAUUUAACUAUAAGAGGACGACGUCGAUUUGUAUAAAGUAUUAAGUAAAUAUAUAAAAUAAAAUGAUACUAAUAAAGAUUGGAAAAUUAAGCAUUGGAUGACAAUAAUUUUUGUUACUCUGUUGCCCACAAGCCACGUUUCGUUCGCCGCGAGGUGCCGACCCUCCGACCAAUCGGUGUCGUGUCUGUGUGUCUGUAGCGAUAGAUCUUGUAUACGUCGCUGUACAUGGCCGGCUUCUCGUUCCGCUGCUAACCUCGUCUCUCCGACGUCUUCGUCCAGUGUGUCACUCGCCUUACGUAGCUUCAACUUUUAUACUCUAUAGAGAUGCUAGUUUGGUCGUAUUCGUAUUGUUAGCUGACUUCUUUGUCGGAUGCCAAAUGUUUGUAUUCUGCAAGCUCGUAUUAUAAUUAUAUUAUUGUCUACGUUAUCGUCGCUUUGCAAACUAUAGUCAUAUAUUUAGUUAAUCAUGACAGUUCCGUUGUAAUAGUAUUGUGCAGAUCAGAUAUACAUAAAUAUAUAGGAGUACGAAUGAAUGUUGUUAUUGCUGCGCAAUUGCCGCAUAUGUAAUUAUUGUAAAAUACAUAAUAUCAGUGUCAUUAGGGCGAAAUAUCGCGUGUUUUAACCAAAUUAUUUUGUUGAUUGUUCAGGAAUUUUAUUGGAAAUGUAAUAUUUUCGUAGUAGACUUUACCGAUUUUACAGUCGCAGACGUUUUAACGAGUACCUGACAGCUCCUGAUAUCCUGAUAGCAUAUCAGCCGACGCGUCGGCCUCCGCGACUCUCGCGCUAUCGUAUCAUUUCAACGUCAUGUAGGUCUCGUCUCUCAUGGAUUCUUCAUUCCAUAGACUAUUGCUAAUAACACUUAGACGCGCAACAAUGUUUAUAUGAUCUAUGACAUAGUUUAUCAGCGUUACUUUGCCUGCCCCGCCGCCGCCGCGUCGCGCCGCCGCCUCGCUUGUAUGAAGUAACGCUCACUAUUCUCAAGUUUAUAGGAAUCUCUACACCACUCUCAUCACUUAUUAUAAAAAUGUUCUCACCGACUGAAUAUAUCAGACGGCGAAAUAUAUUUUAUUUAAUGUUCAUUCGACGGAUCGUCAAACUUUGAUCCUGUAAUCUAGUCAGCUCUUCAAAGUGAGCGUCGCGGCGCUGCGGCGGCAUUCUGUUGACUAAGAUAGAACGUAAAGAAGUUAAGUUUCUCGAUUUUAUUCAUUGUUAAUUAGAAAUCGUUCGGGCGCUGCGUCCGCCCGAACUUGGUCUGACAGACCGGGCCGGACCAGACCGGACGGACGUAACGCUUACGCUGAAUGCAAUGUUCCAUUUCGAUGCCGAUUCAUUUGGAAAUUAUGGGACUAAAUUAAUAUAAGGUUUGUAAAUAAAUAAUAAAACUUGUGGCAAAUUAUUACUUGUUAAUCUGUAAUAAUUGUAGUUUAUUUCGGCAUUAUUUUGUAUGAAUUAGACGACUGUCUCUUUUUUAAUAGUUCGGAAAUGAGGAAAUAAAACUAUUACUUAUACAUACUGUAUAUAAAGGAUGCUGUUGAAUUAUAUUGAUUAUUUAGUUUAGUAGAUGAUUAUAGUAAAUUAUAUAUAAAUUAUGAGAAUAUGAAAAUAAAAUUAUAUCAAAAUA
Molecule: messenger RNA, 6673 nt
Organism: Plodia interpunctella (Indianmeal moth)
Lineage: Eukaryota; Metazoa; Arthropoda; Insecta; Lepidoptera; Pyralidae
Gene: Tomosyn
Product: tomosyn
Exons: 27
Coding region: 21-3908 (1295 amino acids)
Biological process (GO): regulation of exocytosis; regulation of protein secretion
Cellular component (GO): plasma membrane; cytoplasm; SNARE complex
Molecular function (GO): syntaxin binding; GTPase activator activity; myosin II binding
Source: RefSeq, a predicted model, not a curated record